Chlamydomonas reinhardtii is the source of this 2976-nucleotide messenger RNA. RefSeq lists its product as uncharacterized. The coding region runs from base 136 to 1644 and encodes 502 amino acids. Lineage: Eukaryota; Viridiplantae; Chlorophyta; Chlorophyceae; Chlamydomonadales; Chlamydomonadaceae. The record is from RefSeq and is a predicted model, not a curated record. Gene Ontology annotation, molecular function: dihydrolipoyl dehydrogenase (NADH) activity; flavin adenine dinucleotide binding. The transcript has 12 exons. Gene Ontology annotation, cellular component: oxoglutarate dehydrogenase complex; mitochondrion.
CAUGCCGAGCCCCCGUCGCUCAUAACGUCGCCUGCAAACAAUUGCCGGUAACUGCCAUAAUUCCAUCAAGCUGCAUUGACACUGACCGCGCAGCUCAGCAGGAAAAGCUGUCCUCGAGUGUCGGAAUUGCUAGCGAUGGUGCAGGCUCUUUGUAGUGCUGGUGCCGCGCGCCGAGGCGGGCGACAGGCAUACAGCUUUCUGGCGUCACUGCUGUCACAGCAGCGCGGGUUUGCCGCUGCAGCGGAGAAGGAUGUGGUGGUUGUGGGCGGAGGGCCGGGCGGCUACGUUGCGGCUAUCAAGGCCGCGCAGCUGGGUCUCAGCGUCGCCUGCGUGGAGGGGCGUGGCGCGCUGGGCGGCACCUGCCUCAACGUGGGCUGCAUCCCCUCCAAGGCUCUGCUGAACAGCAGCCACAUGUACAUGGAGGCCAAGCAGCACUUCGGCUCGUACGGCAUCAAGAUGGACGGGCUGUCGUACGACUUCGCGGCGGUGCAGGCUCAGAAGGACGGAGUGGUGUCGGGGCUGACCAAGGGCAUUGAGGGGCUGUUCAAGAAGAACAAGGUGGAGUACGUCAAGGGCUGGGGCAAGCUGGUGUCGCCGCACGAGGUGGAGGUGGCGGCGGCGGACGGCAGCUCCAGCCGCCUGCGCGCUAAGAACAUCCUGCUGGCCACCGGGUCGGAGGUCACGCCGCUGCCGGGGGUGCCCAUCGAUGAGGAGAAGAUCGUGUCCUCCACCGGCGCCCUGGCGCUCAAGUCGGUGCCGGGCGAGAUGGUGGUGAUCGGCGGCGGCUACAUCGGGCUGGAGAUGGGCAGCGUGUACCAGCGCCUGGGCGCCAAGGUGACGGUGGUGGAGUUCCUGGACAACAUCGUGCCCUCCAUGGACGCGGAGGUGCGGCGCAGCUUCAUGCGCACCCUGGAGAAGCAGGGCCUCAAGUUCAAGAUGGGCACCAAGGUGACCAAGGGCGAGGUGGUGGGCGGCCGCGUGCACCUGACCCUGGAGCCGGCCAAGGGCGGCGCGGCGGAGAAGAUGGAGUGCGACGUGUGCCUGGUGUCCAUUGGCCGGCGGCCCUACAGCAAGGGCCUGGGCCUGGAGGCUGUGGGCGUCAACACCGACAACCGCGGCCGCGUCAUCGUGGACGCCCACUUCCGCACCAACGUGCCCAGCGUGUACGCCAUCGGUGACCUGGUGCCGGGGCCCAUGCUGGCGCACAAGGCGGAGGAGGACGGCGUGGCGGCGGUGGAGAUCAUGGCGGGCAAGCACGGCCACGUCAACUACGCCACUGUGCCCUCCAUCUGCUACACCCACCCCGAGGUGGCCUCUGUGGGCCUGACGGAGGAGGAGGCCAAGGCCAAGGGCCACGAGGUCAAGACCGGCAAGUUCAGCUUCAUGGCCAACAGCCGCGCCCGCGCAGUGGGCGACACGGACGGCAUGGUCAAGAUCGUGGCGGACAAGAAGAGCGACAAGCUGCUGGGCAUGACCAUCAUGGGCCCCAACGCCGGCGAGAUGAUCCACGAGGGCGUGCUGGCGCUGGAGUACGGCGCCAGCUCCGAGGACAUUGCGCGCACCUGCCACGGCCACCCCACGCUCAGCGAGGCGGUCAAGGAGGCGGCGCUGGCCACCGCGUUCGGCAAGCCCAUCCACAUGUGAGCGGGACUCGCGGUCGCGGCCCCGGAGCGCGGCGGCAGGGGUGGUGGGAGCAGAGGCGCUUGUGUGUUUGAGGUUCAAACGUUGUGGUGGCGGCAUACUGGGCGGUGGGGGAGGGGGGGAGGCGGCGACGGAGCUGCAGGCGUUGGAGUCUUGGAGGCGCUGCGGCGGUCGCAGCGGGGUUAACCGAGUGGGGCAGCAAAGGAUGCCGAUGUGGGUUGUGCGCGAACCAGCAGCAGCAGCAGUAGCGGUCGGCCGCGUGCGGGCUUGCGUUUCUUGAGCGGGGUACGUCCCGGGUGCUGUGACGUGUGCAGGUCCCGUGGGGGGAAUGUGUGGAGUAUGGUGUUGUGCUCAAUGCUGGCAUGCUUUACAGAUGUGAGCAAGUAAGAACGCGGCAGUCAUCUCUUGUCCGGCGGGUGGCUGGGGCUGCGACGUACGGCGCCCCUGUGCAUGACGAGGGUGCAUUGUAACAGAAAGCUGCGGAUGCGUGCACUGCAGCACUUGUUAGUCGGUCCGUGGUAAUCACGCAUGCACCAAGCCAGCCAGCCAGGUUUUCCCCUGCAUGCAGCCCUUUUGUAGCUGUGCCCCAACGGGCUGGCGGACUAGGGAGCACAUCGUAUCAGGUGCUCAAUUCCCCCAUGCGGGAACGGGCUGGCGGACGGGUUGCAUGGUUCGAAGUGUCGAAGUACUUGAAAUACAAAGUACAUCACUUCAUAACGCACAGCUGCUGCGGAAGUCUGCUUUGAUACAUCGUGGCUUUUGACCCUUUGACCCUUUGACCCUUUCAAAAUCGAAAAUGGGUUUCUGGGUGCAGACUCAACGAUGCGUGCGUAGGUAUACCCCAGACCAGGGGAGACUCUCCCCUGCCCCAGACUCACAUCAUGGGCGGUGGGGGAGGGGGGGGGGGAGGCAAGCGGGUCCCACUCCAGGAAAAAGCGUGUCCCCAGGGAGGCGCCCACUAGCGGACCGCCAUGCGAUCCAUGGAGCGUGCCCCUAAGGGUGUCAAGUGACAUGGGACGCAACGUACGGUGUUAUAUGCCGAGCGCGAGAGGAGGCGUGUGCAGGUAGACAGUGGCGUAGAGCUGAGGUGAAAGGAGGCUGUUCCAGAGUCGUAACAAACGUUGGACCAAAGGUACUGCGGAUGCUGGCGUGCGCACAACCUCCCGGACCGGUGACCGGGUCGGGGUCGGGGUCGGGGUCGGGGUCGGGGUCGGGGUUGGGGUCGGGGUCGGGGUCGGGGUCGGGGUCGGGGUCGGGGUCGGGGUCGGGGUCGGGGUCGGGGUCGGGGUCGGGGUCGGGGUCGGGGUCGGGGUCGGGGAAAUCCAAGGGACGCAA